Molecule: messenger RNA, 680 nt
Organism: Spinacia oleracea (spinach)
Lineage: Eukaryota; Viridiplantae; Streptophyta; Magnoliopsida; Caryophyllales; Amaranthaceae
Product: heavy metal-associated isoprenylated plant protein 39-like
Exons: 3
Coding region: 72-473 (133 amino acids)
Molecular function (GO): metal ion binding
Source: RefSeq, a predicted model, not a curated record
ACUUACUCAAACCAACACAUUCUACUUUUGUUUCCUACUCAGGCUGCAACUUCGAUCCUUAUACUCAAACAAUGGCUAAGAAGAAAACCGUUAUAAAGGUCGUCAUUACAUGCCAGAAAUGUCAAACCGAUAUUAUGAAAGCUGUGGCAAAAAUUAACGGUGUAGAGAAGUUGGAAGUAGAUGCAAGCAAAGGCACAUUGACCAUAAUUGGAGAAGUUGAGCCAGUUCCAAUAUUCAAGAAGCUCAAGAAGAUUGGCAAACAACCUGAAAUCAUUAGCGUCGGACCACCUCGCCCCAAAUAUUGUCCACCACAUUGCAUUUGUAACUUUUGCCGUCCUUAUUAUCUUCAAUGUUCCGAACCUCUUCCGUACCACACCGUCCCCUCCUAUAGCAACAACCAUUGUCAGUUCGUCGCGGUUCAAUACCCUUCUUGUUCCUAUGAUGAUGGUCCGGGCCAGUGUACCAUCAUUUAAAAUAUCGGUGAUAUCAUGUUAUGUACUUUAUUUGGAUUCAGUUGUCACAUUACUACUUCUCGUUUUCAUGUUAAUUUUUCUUCAGAAACAAGCGUGUUGAUAAAGAUUCUACGUUGUAAUGUAAAAUAUUCAUUAUUAUAAGUUUUAAGUAUAAUUUUGUACGUGUAAUAUAAUCUAAAAUAUUCAUUAUUAUAAGUUUCAAGUGUA